Messenger RNA from Oncorhynchus tshawytscha (Chinook salmon), 2643 nucleotides. Its product is annotated as WASP homolog associated with actin, golgi membranes and microtubules. Gene Ontology annotation, biological process: Arp2/3 complex-mediated actin nucleation; endoplasmic reticulum to Golgi vesicle-mediated transport. The record is from RefSeq and is a predicted model, not a curated record. Gene Ontology annotation, cellular component: cytoplasm; endoplasmic reticulum-Golgi intermediate compartment membrane. Lineage: Eukaryota; Metazoa; Chordata; Actinopteri; Salmoniformes; Salmonidae. Gene Ontology annotation, molecular function: actin binding; Arp2/3 complex binding.
CGGGAAAUACUACGUCAUCGUUACAAAUGGCCGACGUUGUAAACAAGGCAGAGGAAUACAAGUUUUAGUUCGCUAGCUAGCUAGCUACAUGUUUACCACAACAACAAACAAACAAAAAAUGAAUAGCAUAGACUGCGAGCGUUUGGACAGCUUGGACGGCUGGGUCGCCAUCAAAACGAACAUAUUCGAAGAAAACGAGACGUUCAAGCUCGGUUUUAUCGUUCAGUGGAAUGUGAUCGAGUCCAAGUUCGCGGUCACCUGUCACAACAGAACUCUCCAGCGACAGAAGCGCAAAGACCAGCUUGCUGUCUGCGAAACCGAAACCAGCUGGGCCGGACUCUUCUCCGUUAACGACUUAAAAAAUGUCCACCGUCAGUUUACAGGGGUCGGGGAUGUCGUCGCACCCUAUUUCCCCGACCUGUCGGACUUCAAAGAGGGUAACAUUUGGGACAUGAUCUUUCUCAGUAGCAAUCGGACGUUCAACCAAGAUGAUCAAGAGAGAGAUCUGGAUACACCUUGCCGUCAACUGGAGAAGUACUUCAGCACUGCGAUAGAUAUCUGUGGCAGGAAGAUAGUGCUGGACUCGCUUUUCCCGCAGGACGAGCGAGAUGUCGAGGAGUACUUUGAGAACAUGCAGGAGUUCAAGAGGAAAACCAUGCAGGAUGAGGUCACCAGGGCUAAGGAUCACCUUAGAAAGAUCCUUCAGAGUCAUGGAGGUGCAGACAGAAUGAUUCUACUGCUACAGAUCUACCACGAGGAGGACCUAGCCUACCAGGACCUGGUCACCGUAGCAACCACCUUCUACCAGUACCUGCUGCAACCCUUCAGAGACAUGAGAGAACUGGCAGGGCUCUACAAGAUGGAGAUACUGAAGUCUCUGGAUGAGGAGGAGUUGGGUCCUAAGAGGAUAGCAGCACUGGAGAGAGAGGCAGAGGAGUGGAGGAGGAGAGGAGAGGAUGCAGUCUCCUCCAUACAGGACAUCACAGUCAGCUACUUCAUAGAAACAUCCAAAGCCCUUGGAGGUAUGCUACGUGUGAUGGGGGAGGAUAAGCGUGGUUUUGGUCAGGCCUCCUGGGCCUCAGCAGCUCCUAGACUGGAGAAGCUGCGUUUCCUGCUGGCUAAAGAGACCCUGCAACACAUGAGAGCAACUGAGAUGUGUCUGCACCGCAAGAAACACACCAUCAGAGAAAAGAUGGGAGGUCUGUCUGGCCAGGACCAGAGGGGACCAGAGACUGUAGAUAACCUAGAGCUUCAGUACUAUGAGGCUCAGCUAGAACUCUACGAUGCCAAGUUUGAGAUCCUCAAGAACGAAGAGCUCCUAUUGGUCGCUCAGAUCGACACCCUGCGACGCCAGAUAAAAGAGCUGAAAGAGGAGGUGGUGUAUUAUGAUGUGUGUGAGGAUCCAGAGGAGCUCCAAAGCCUAUCACAGACAGCUGCACCUUUAGACCCCACCCACUCACCUGUCAAUCACCUGGGGCGAUGCCUACAGCAGCUGGAAACCAAGAGAGGGAACAUCUGUGCCCGCCGCGCAUACCUCCGCAACAAGAAGGAUCAGUGUGUGGAGGCUAACGAGCAGAAGCACCGUCUGGCCCAGCACAGCUCCACUCACUUUACCCAGCACCACGGAGUAGCCCUGAAGAGAGAGAAGAGGAGAGAGGAUGAAGAGAGGAGGAAGGAGUGGAUGGACCAGGAGAGAGAGAGAACCCUGAGCAGACUCCGCUCCUUCAGAGAGAAGCGACAGGGAAGUUACGUCCUGAAGACUCCACGAUCCAAGAUGGCAGCCAGGGAGCCGCAGUGUUCCGACCUCUCCCAGCCUCUGUCAAUCAUUAGCAUCGGCUCCUCCCCUUCAUCUAAUGGUGCCGCCCCCAGAAAGACCCCCAGGAAACUCAAACCGAAAGACAUCCCCGUCCAAAUCUUCACUCCUCCUCUCCCUCCUCCUUCGCCUCUGCCAACUACACUUCCCACUACAGCUGUACCCCCACCUCAGACCUCCUCUCCUCCUCCCCCUCCCCCUCCCCUCCUCCCCCCUACCCCACCUCCUCCCCCUCCACCCCUCCCUGCCCUCACCCCCUGUAAAACAGAGGUAGGGGACUCCCCCAUGCCUCUCAGUGAGAAAGAGGCCGCACCCUUCCCUGCCAAAAUGACCCUGAAGCAGAACCUAGGUUCUAUGGACGAGGUGUUGGCAUCAUUACAGCGUGGUCAGGUCAGGCUGCGUCGUGUCCAGCCCCUUGCCCCUCCUGGUCCCGGCCUGGCGCCCUCCGGUGGCGACCUCAGGGAUAACAUCAUGUCUGCCAUCAGACUUGGGGUCAAACUACGCAAGGUGGUCCCAGCAGUGCCCCUGCCCCAGGACAGCAGGGACACGGAUCUGCAGAAGAGCAUCAAGGCAGCCAUGCAGAGGAUGAAGAAGGUCUCCUCCGACUCAGAUGAAGAUGAGGAGAGAGGAGAGGACAACACGCCCUCGGCUGAGUGGGACAGCUGAGAGGAGACGUAUGCACGGACAGACAGACACUCGGACGCGCACGGACACAUCCAUAAAGCAGGCGUACUGCGUGUGUGUGUGUGUGUGUGUGUGUGUAUACAGCGGGGAGAACAAGUAUUUGAUACACUGCAGGUUUUCCUACUUACAAAACAUGUAGAUAUACU